GCAACAUAUUGUCUCCUUGAAUCAGUGCCUCUAAACAUGCCUUGAAUAAUUGCAUCUCAUCUCUGGAAGAUGACCUCGAUUGAUGAGAUCUUUCGCAAGCCAAAUGCGUUACCGAAACGCAAGUUGGAAGACCCUAAUACCACCUUCUCUCAUGCCCUCUCUAACAAAUCCUCCAAAUUGACCGACGGAUCAUCUCCACGAAGCAACGGUUAUGAGUCUUCUACGCCCAGUUCUGGUUCCAAUGGAAAAGGGGCAUUUGUCCAAGACGAAAUUCUUGACGAAGAGGACGUUGAAGCCGGACCUGCGCGGCCUCCGAGCGAGGAUGACGUAGAGGACGAAGCCGGCGACGACGAUGAAGGCCGCUUCUUUGGCGGUGGUGUAACAAAGCAAGAACGCGAAGUGAUCGACUUUCUUGAACAAAACGAAGGCGAUGAUGUUGAAGAAAAGGUUGAUUCUGCCUGGUUACGGCGGACGGCGAUCAACUUCGAGCGAAAGAUCAACAAGAAUGCGGAACUACGCGCGAAGUAUGAAAGCGAGCCUAUGAAAUUCGUGGGUAGCGAAGCCGAUCUCGAUGCGGAAAUCAAAGGUCUCAGUCUUCUCAGCGAACAUGGUGAAUUGUACGAGGAAUUCGUCAAGCUGGGCUGCGUGGGGAGUCUAGUGGGACUGCUCGCACAUGAAAACACAGACAUCGCCAUCGCAGUGUGCGAGUUGCUGGCUGAGUUGACCGACGAGGACUCCUCAACAAAUGAAGAGCAAUGGAAGUCACUGGCGCAGGCAAUGAUCAAGGCAGAUCUGAUCGAUCUCUUGGUGAGUAACCUGGGACGAUUGGAUGAAGCAAAUGAGAGCGAUCGUGCUGGCGUCUACCACAUCCUGAACGUGUUGGAGAACAUACUUUCGGAUACACAGUACCAGGAGGUGGCUGGCUCCAAAGAUGGGCUCAUGUCGUGGCUGCUUGUACGGGUCAAGAAGGCCGACCCAACUGCCCGUGGAAAGGUGGGACAGAAUAGGCAGUAUGCCGCCGAACUCUUGGCCAUUCUUCUCCAAAGCAGCAGGGCCAACCGAGAGAGGUUCGCACGAAAAGAGGGAGUUGAUACCUUGCUCGAACUGCUGAGCGUAUACCGCAAACGGGAUCCAGAGAAAGAUUCCGACGAGGAAGAAUACGCCGAGAAUCUAUUCGACUGCUUGGCCUGUGUUGUGGAAGAGAAACUUCCGGCCGAUAAAUUCAUCGAGGGCGAAGGCGUCGAAUUAUGUCUCAUCAUGCUGCGAGAAGGAAGACUAGCCAAAGCACGCGCGUUGAGAGUGCUCGACCACGCCAUGAGCGGCGCUAAUGCCGUGGCCGUCUCGAUGAAAUUCGUCGAUGCAGCUGGUUUGAAGACGAUCUUUGGCAUGCUCAUGAAAAGCCAUAAGAUGGAAAGAAGUCUGCUGGAACAUCUGAUCGGUAUCUUGGCAAGCUUACUGAGGUACCUCCCGGGCGGAACAGCUGAACGAAUUCGUACCCUCGCAAAAUUCGUCGAAAACAAUUACGAGAAGACUCACAAACUGGUGGAACUUCGGAAAGAGUACAAGACACGGCUGAUCAAGACCGACGCACAAAUCCAGAGGGAGCGACAGGACAUGGACGAGGCACAACUAGAGGAGCAUGCAGACGAAUGGUUGUCUCGCCGACUCGAUGCAGGACUUUUCUCCUUACAAGCUCUCGAACUUAUUCUGAGCUGGAUGGUAGCGGAGGAUACUGGCGCCCGAGAGACCAUAACUGUUCUUCUUGGGGAAGAUGGGCUGAAGGUCUUGGAGCGCAGCUUGCGCGAUCAGUUGGAUGGCAUGGAGGUUGGUCAGGGCGAGGGAGGCAAGGCCACUGAAGAAAUGCUGGAAGCAUUGUUAUUGUGCGUUGAGCAAUGAUUGCUAGUAUUUAUGCUUGCGCAUGACAGCUAAUCGGGGACCAGCAACAAAUGUAUGACUUUUGACGAUAAUACAUAAUGCAUGAUACCCGUCUCGAUUUCUUGUUUUCGCCAUUCGUGCGCAUCUCCCAUGGCGGUGCGCAUGUUUGCAGUGAUUCCUGCUACCCAAAACCUCGUAUUCUUCGAGCAUCAAUGACGAAGAUGCCUAAUGAGGACCACGAAUCCAAACACACCCGCCGCAAAUGAGCUAGUGGCCGAGGCGACGGCCAAGGCACAGGCAUGCCACAGAGUCGUCGUAGUCUGUAACUCGACGCACUUAGCAGUCCCCAUCGCAGGCCCUGUGACUGGGAGGCUCACAUGUCACAUCUGAGUCUCAACCUGGUGGGCAUUGGGAAUUGGCUGAUUCCACACCCAGCGGUCUUUGGUGUACAAUUCCAACGCUGGAGUUGGUGGUGCGGUUUCGAACUCAUCGAAGAGCGUUGUCCUCACGAACGCUUUGUCAGGGAAUACCUCCUUGAGUAAACCAAACACUGGCGAGCCGCAAUUUUCACAAAAAUGUCGAUGGACCGAGCGACCAGUGUCUGUCUGCUUGUCUUCGUAAGACUUGAUCGGUCCAGAGAUGCUGAGAUCUGCAAGAGGGAGGAUGAGGAUGCAUGCUCCAACUAGACAUGGAAAGCAAUGUCAAAAUCCAGCAGACUAGCAAGGGAAUGUGCCAGGGCAAAUCUAUACCUGAACCGCUUGUCUUCUUGCAGUUCUUGCAGUGGCAGACAAUGGCAUUUGGCUUCUCCUCUUGAGGAAUGUUGGCCUCGACAGUGACAACGCCACAGUUGCAGGAGCCGUGCAUCGUUGCGGAGGGAGAGAAGUUGUACCGUUUGUGACACUAUGAAGAAAGUUAAAUAAGGCCUUGAAUAAGUGACCUGUCAAUCCUUCUCAUCUGAAGGGCAUCCACGGUCAAGACGGGAGGUAUAUAAAGGCAGAGAGUGCCGGGAGGCUGACGGAAUGGUUACUCGACUCGCAAAGAACACGGACCCAGCUAUCUAAGGGAGGUCGGGAGUAUGCCGAAGACCGUCACGGUGACAUCCUUGACGUUCCUUUAGGAUUUACGACAUGAUCAUCUAGCUGACGCACUGAAGACCGUUCGAGUCAAACAAUCGUGAUCCGUUUGAGUCUCCACCAAUCUCACCGGAGCGUAAUACUGAAAGCGAGGGCUCCGUGUUUUCCAGGUACGCACGUAAGGUUGGUUGUGAGGAGAGAGGCCACCAAUGCUGACUCAUGGCAACGGGGGAAUGUCAAUCGUAUGCUCGAGGCUAUUGCGAUUCGAUAUUGCUCGAUUCGUUUCGUACGAAUACGGUACGGUAGACAAUGUUGAAGUUGUGGAUUCUAA
Molecule: messenger RNA, 3279 nt
Organism: Exophiala oligosperma
Lineage: Eukaryota; Fungi; Ascomycota; Eurotiomycetes; Chaetothyriales; Herpotrichiellaceae
Exons: 1
Coding region: 70-1896 (608 amino acids)
Cellular component (GO): spliceosomal complex
Source: RefSeq, a predicted model, not a curated record